Molecule: messenger RNA, 1065 nt
Organism: Vombatus ursinus (common wombat)
Lineage: Eukaryota; Metazoa; Chordata; Mammalia; Diprotodontia; Vombatidae
Gene: OPCML
Product: opioid binding protein/cell adhesion molecule like
Exons: 8
Coding region: 1-1065 (354 amino acids)
Cellular component (GO): neuron projection
Source: RefSeq, a predicted model, not a curated record
AUGGGGGUCGGUGGGUACUUGCUGCUGCCCUGGAGGUUCUUCGUGGUCCUGUCUCUCAGGCUGCUGUUCCUUCUGCCCACAGGAGUGCCAGUGCGCAGCGGAGAUGCCACCUUCCCCAAAGCUAUGGACAACGUGACGGUCAGGCAAGGGGAGAGCGCCACUCUCAGGUGUACUGUAGAUGCCCGGGUCACAAGGGUAGCCUGGCUAAACCGCAGCACGAUCCUCUAUGCCGGAAAUGACAAGUGGUCCAUAGACCCCCGUGUGGUCAUCGUGGCCAACACUAAAACCCAGUACAGCAUCAUGAUCCAAGAUGUGGACGUGUAUGAUGAGGGCCCAUAUACCUGCUCUGUACAGACAGACAAUCAUCCGAAAACUUCGAGGGUUCACCUUAUAGUACAAGUUCCUCCCCAGAUUAUGAACAUCUCCUCAGACAUCACUGUGAAUGAGGGAAGUAGCGUGACCCUCCUGUGUCUUGCUAUUGGCAGACCGGAGCCCACCGUGACAUGGAGACACCUGUCAGUCAAGGAAGGUCAAGGCUUUGUGAGUGAGGAUGAGUAUCUGGAGAUCUCUGGCAUCACACGGGACCAGUCUGGGGAGUAUGAAUGCAGCGCCUUGAAUGAUGUUGCUGCUCCAGAUGUACGGAAAGUAAAAAUCACCGUAAACUAUCCUCCCUAUAUCUCAAAUGCCAAGAACACCGGGGUGUCAGUGGGUCAGAAGGGCAUUCUCAGAUGUGAAGCUUCUGCUGUCCCCUUGGCUGAAUUCCAGUGGUUCAAGGAGGAAACCAGGUUAGCCACUGGCCUGGAUGGAGUAAGAAUCGAGAAUAAAGGCCGCAUGUCCACACUGACUUUCUUCAAUGUUUCAGAAAAGGAUUAUGGGAACUAUACUUGUGUGGCAACAAACAAGCUUGGGAAUACAAAUGCCAGCAUCACAUUGUAUGAAAUAAGCCCAACAUCAGCAGUGGCAGGGCCUGGAGCAGUCAUUGAUGGGGUAAGCUCUGCCUCCAGAGCACUGGCAUGCCUCUGGCUAUCGGGGACCCUCUUUGUCCACUUCUUCAUCAAGUUUUGA